AUGGCCGAACCCAAGCCCGUCUACAACCUUCCCGACGAUGCAGUCUGGCUCAUCACCGGCUGCUCUUCUGGCAUGGGUCAGUCCCUGGCAAAACUCAUUGCAUCACACCCAACGCAGCGUUUAGUGGCCACAGCACGCAGUGUGUCCAAGUUGGAGGGCAUACUCCCCGCAGACAAGCCCCGUGUCUUGUUGACGGCGCUAGAUGUCGACAGCAACGACUCCAUCAAGGCCGCCUUCGACGCCGCGAUUGAGAAGUUCGGUCGCAUCGACGUCGUCGUGAACAACGCGGGCUAUGGCCUGAUGGGGGACACCGAGUCAUUCCUGACCGACGACGAGAACAUGCAGAAGGCUCGCAAAAUCGUCGAGACGAACUUUUGGGGCACCGCGCAGGUCUCCGCCCACGCCGUACGCGUCUUUCGCGAUGAGAACCCCAAGACCGGCCAGAUCGGCGGUGUCGUGCUGAACAUCACCUCCAUUGGCGGUUUCGCGGGCUUCCCGGGCAGCGCCUUUUAUCAUUCUUCCAAGUUCGCUGUUGAAGGCUAUACGGAGUCACUGAGCAAAGAAAUGCGUCCCGACUGGAACAUCCAUUUCUGCAUCAUUGAGCCCGGUGGCACAAAGACCAACUUUGCCGGCGACAGCAUGUCGUGGCUCUCUCCUCACCCAGCCUACACAGCCCCAGACACUCCUACAAGACUGCUGGAAGGCUAUGUCAAGAGCCCAGACAUGCAAGCGACCUGGGCGCCAAGCGAGAACGUCGCGGCCGCGAUGUAUGAGGUCGUGGCUCGGAAGCAAGCUAUUCCUCUCAGAUUGCCCACCGGUGUGCCGGCUUGGAGUGUGAUCAAGGCUGAGUGCGAGGAGGUGGACAAGGCACUGCUUGCAUUCUAUCGCUUCUUUCACAGUUCGAGGGGAAGACUUCACAUUGCAAUCGCCGACGCGCACAAGAGACAUGGAGAAAUUGUUCGCGUCGCACCUAAUGAGCUCUCCUUUGCUAGCGUGGAGAGCUGGAAGGCCAUCUACGGUCAUCCUACAGGCGGCAAGCAGAUUGCCCGAAAGGGAGCUUUUUACGAGGUUUUCGCCGCUGGGUUCAGCAGCAAAUGUGUUGGCAGCGAGCGCGAUCCGCAGAAACACUCCGCCAUGCGCAAGAUGCUGAAUCCGGCUUUCUCGCAACGCGGACUGUUAGAGCAGGAGGAGAUUAUCUCGGGGAUUGUCGAUAAGUUCGUCAAGACCGUGGGAGAGAAGGCGGGUCCUGGCACUAAAGGAUUGAAUAUGACCAAGUGGUACGAAAUGAACUCAUUCGAUAUCUUGGGAGAAAUGGCUUUUGGGGAGAGUUUUCACAGUCUGGAUACCGGCAUCCCGCACUUUUGGGCAGACAUUGUCCUCGAGCACCUCUACGUGAUAACUCUUCUCGACAAUCUGCGACGUGUUGGCUGUCUUUCCACGCUUGCUCGGCUGCUUAUUCCGGCUUGGAUCAUCACCAAAAACCAGAAUUCUAGCUACGCUCGACAACAGGUUGAGAAACGGCUUGCCAUCACCGAGUCACGCAACGAUUUCGUCAGUCUGUUGGCCGACAAGGUUCGUGCUGGAGAAGUUUCCAAGGAGGAGAUGACGGCUCACGUCUCAACCCUCACAAUUGCUGGUGGCGAGACCGUAGCAACCACGUUGUCCGGCCUCACAUGUUUCCUGGCCCAAAAUCCCGAUAAGCUGGGGAACCUCACGAAAGAAAUCCGCGCUGAGUUCAAAAGCUACGACGACAUCAACGCGGUCAAAGCCCAACAGUUGCCAUAUCUGCAGGCUGUUAUACACGAAGGUCUCAGACUUUUCCCUCCUGCUGCCGGUGGCGCACCUAGAGUUUCGCCGGGGUUCGAGCUACAUGGCCAAUACAUCCCCGCCGGUGUAAGUGUCCCAGAUUCCAAGGGAGAAUUGAUGUUUUUCCACGAGUAA
This is a messenger RNA of Colletotrichum karsti, 1941 nucleotides long. Its product is annotated as BCL4p. The record is from RefSeq and is a predicted model, not a curated record. The transcript has 8 exons. The coding region runs from base 1 to 1941 and encodes 646 amino acids. Gene Ontology annotation, molecular function: oxidoreductase activity, acting on paired donors, with incorporation or reduction of molecular oxygen; monooxygenase activity; iron ion binding. Lineage: Eukaryota; Fungi; Ascomycota; Sordariomycetes; Glomerellales; Glomerellaceae.